UCAACUUACUCCGCGUAGCGCAGUUGAGACUGGAUCGACAGCUGGUGCGAGGAUGGCAUUAUUAUGCGCUGGGGCAAUGUUGCACAAUUUCAUCACUUACUUUAGAAUGACUGUGAAGAUAAAGGUUGCUUCAUCCCCCAACUACAAUUUGGGUCAUUAACUCUGUAGGCUCCAGUUCUCAAGGGACGUUACUUCGUACAAAUGUCACUGAAAUUCAGAUUAACUGUUCAAAAUACCGUUACUUCUGUUAUUCUAAUAAGACGUUUAAAGCAGCCGUUAUACUUGUACUUAUAGAGAAUAUAACUCUUUCGUAAUAGUUCAUAGAAUUUGAAUUGAACUUGAAGUAAAUAGUUUUGUUCAGGUUAUUUUUUUAUUUACUAAUUUUGAUUGAAAUAGCCAGCAUACAAUAGUAUGGCUUUGGAUUUCAUUGCAGGAUGUGUUGGGGGAUGUGCAGGCGUUUUGGUUGGCUAUCCUUUAGAUACAGUCAAGGUUCGACUACAGACUCAGGAUGCCAGAAAGCCUGCGUACAGAGGAACAUUUCACUGUAUUGCCACCAUCGUCCAAAAAGAAUCGGUGCAUGGUUUAUACAAGGGGAUGUCUUCUCCAAUGUGUAGCCUUGCCUUUAUCAAUGCCAUUGCCUUUGGAGUCUAUGGUAAUGUUCAUCGUUCAUUUAGUGACCCCAACUCCCUGAUGAGUCAUAUGGCUGCUGGAGCUGCUGCUGGGACCAUCCAGAGUAUUAUCUGUAGUCCUAUGGAGCUGACCAAAACCCGCUUGCAACUUCAGGGCCAGGAAGCAAUCACAAUUACACCUCGAUUCCUUCAUUCCACAAAUACAAUGUACUCUUAUAGCAGUCCUCUUGACUGCCUGUUGAAGACGAUGCAAAGAGAAGGGUUUCGUGGACUUUUUAAAGGAUUACCCUGCACCAUCCUGCGUGACGCUCCAGGUUUUGCUUCCUACUUCGGUAGCUUUGAAAUAUUGACGCGCAUGUUGUCUGAAGGUGAAAAUGGGCUUAGUACAACAAGUCUAUUAGCUGCUGGUGGACUAGCAGGUAUCUUUUCAUGGAUUGUAACCUACCCUGUAGAUGUAAUCAAGUCUCGUCUUCAAGCAGAUGGUGCUCUUGGACCACCACAGUACACUGGCUUAUGGGAUUGCUGCUCUAAAAGUUACAACAAGGAGGGACUAAAGGGGUUUACCCAAGGUUUGAACUCAACACUGAUCAGGGCCUUUCCAACCAAUGCUGCCACUUUCUUGGUCUUCUCCUGGGUUUUUAACCUGUUCUGUCAAGAUAGACGAGCCUUUGAUUUUCCAAUGGACAAGCAUACAAAAAGUAUCUUAUGGGAGAAAGAGAUUUAUAGAGUUAAUAAAAUUGCCUGUAUCGAUAACUUUCUUUAAUUAGUUGCAUUUAUUUAAUUCAGCCAUUCCUAAUUAGUUAGUUGCAAAAUCAACGUAUGAUGUGUAUGGCAAAAACAAAAAAAAGUAUUUAUUUUGCAGAUGUAAUGUUUAAAUACAUUGUGUCCCCAGAAGACUUUUAAAGUUAACUGUAUAACGUUAAAUAUUACAAUAUAUUUAAUAGUGAAAAUUAAUGACUGCCAGUCAUGAAAUGCUGUUAUCGACUGUCGUGGUAUUUAAUAGGGAACCAUUUUCAGAGCUAAUGUUUCAACUUCUUAAAUAUUUAGGUUUUACAGUGCAUAAAUCCAAUAAUAUCUUCAUACUUGUAUGGUUAUUUUUUAUAUUUGGAAUGAAUAUUACUUACUGAGGGUGA
Messenger RNA from Limulus polyphemus (Atlantic horseshoe crab), 1762 nucleotides. Its product is annotated as mitochondrial basic amino acids transporter-like. Gene Ontology annotation, cellular component: mitochondrion. The transcript is spliced from 4 exons. Bases 412 to 1392 code for a protein of 326 amino acids. Gene Ontology annotation, molecular function: high-affinity L-arginine transmembrane transporter activity. The record is from RefSeq and is a predicted model, not a curated record. Gene Ontology annotation, biological process: mitochondrial L-ornithine transmembrane transport. NCBI's taxonomy places the organism in Eukaryota, Metazoa, Arthropoda, Merostomata, Xiphosura, Limulidae.